GUCGCGUAAGGUGUGUAUUUCCCUUUUUAUAAUCAAGUCAGAUUCAUUGACAAUCUCAGAGACAUUGACAUUUGUGUAAUUAUUCAACUGUUUUUUAUAUUAUGCGAGAUUUAGUCAUCGUCAGCACAUUUAUCAAACUACUCUUGAUACCAGCUUAUCGAUCUACUGACUUUGAGGUUCACCGAAACUGGUUAGCUAUCACACAUAGCCUUCCCAUUAACAAGUGGUAUCUGGAGAACACAUCAGAAUGGACUUUGGAUUACCCCCCAUUUUUUGCUUGGUUUGAGAAAUUAUUGAGCAUGUUUGCGUCUCUGGUUGAUUCCGAGAUGCUCAAGGUUGAUAAUCUUGGUUACGCUAGUAGUGAGACAAUUAUAUUUCAAAGAUUGACGGUUAUUAUCAGCGAAUUGGUACUGUAUUGGGCAUUAGUGAGAUAUGCCAAGUAUUUCGGCAAUAAAUACGUUAAUUGGGUCAUAGUGGGAUCUUUGUUUCUCCAUCCUGGUCUUAUAAUUGUUGAUCAUAUUCAUUUUCAAUAUAAUGGUUUUCUGUACGGUAUUUUGGUUUUGUCAAUUGUAGAAGCGAAAAGAGAUAAUUUACUUUUAUCAGGCGUCCUUUUUGCUAUAUUGCUAAACUUCAAACAUAUCUACUUGUAUAUGGCGCCUGCUUAUUUUGUGUACCUCUUAAAUGCAUACUGUUUUGUCAAAGUUAAUGAAGAAGCAGGGCAUCAAUUUUCUUUCAAAAGGUUAAUUUUAUUGGGAGGUUCUGUUUUAACCAUAUUUGGGAUUUCCUUUGGACCCUUUAUUUAUUUUAAUCAGCUUCCCGCAGUUUUUGGCCGUCUCUUCCCAUUCACCCGUGGACUCUGCCACGCUUAUUGGGCUCCAAAUUUUUGGGCGCUUUAUUCUGGUGCAGACAGAGUUUUAAUUAUUGCUGCCAAGAAAUUCGGAUGGAGCUUAAAUGAAGAUGCGAUCACUUCUAUGACAAGAGGCUACGUUGGUGAUACUCAAUUCGCUGUUUUGCCUACCGUUGAAGCUAUUCAUACAAUGAUCAUCACUGUGCUGGUACAAUUGAUUGUAUUGCAGAAAUUGUGGAGAAAGCCAACAUUUAACAACUUUUUAUCGGCUCUUACAUUAUGUGGAUUUGCAUCCUAUUUAUUCGGGUGGCAUGUUCAUGAAAAAGCUAUCAUGAUUGUACUGAUUCCCUAUGGAUUAAUGGCAGCCAAUAGCAAGGUCAAUCUACGCGUCUUGAUUGUUUUGAGCGCCGCAGGCAUUUGUUCAUUAUAUCCAUUGUUAUUUCGCUCUGCCGAAACACCUAUCAAAAUUACUCUUACAUUGCUAUGGUUCUGUGCAGUGAUACCCGGUUUAGCAUACAGCCUUCAAAUGCCAUUGAAAAAUCUAUUAUCUGCCCUUGAAGUGAAUUAUUUAUACGGCUUGAUCGCACUUCAAUUAUACACGGGAUUUAUCCAUGACAUAAUCUUUCAGGACAACCGCCUUCAGUUUUUACCCUUGAUGGUGACAAGUUUAUAUUGCGGGAUCGGAAUCGUUUAUGGCUGGGCCUACUUUAUGUUGGAUUACUUGAUGACUUAAUAAACAACCCUUUUUUUUGGAUUAUCAAA
This is a messenger RNA of Mucor mucedo, 1609 nucleotides long. RefSeq names its product dolichyl glycosyltransferase. Gene Ontology annotation, molecular function: dolichyl pyrophosphate Glc1Man9GlcNAc2 alpha-1,3-glucosyltransferase activity. The record is from RefSeq and is a predicted model, not a curated record. Bases 102 to 1580 code for a protein of 492 amino acids. The transcript is spliced from 12 exons. NCBI's taxonomy places the organism in Eukaryota, Fungi, Mucoromycota, Mucoromycetes, Mucorales, Mucoraceae. Gene Ontology annotation, cellular component: endoplasmic reticulum membrane. Gene Ontology annotation, biological process: protein N-linked glycosylation.